Messenger RNA from Solea senegalensis (Senegalese sole), 5718 nucleotides. It is a transcript of the gene crtc1b, whose product is annotated as CREB regulated transcription coactivator 1b. Bases 28 to 1866 code for a protein of 612 amino acids. The record is from RefSeq and is a predicted model, not a curated record. NCBI's taxonomy places the organism in Eukaryota, Metazoa, Chordata, Actinopteri, Pleuronectiformes, Soleidae. The transcript is spliced from 14 exons. Gene Ontology annotation, cellular component: cytoplasm; nucleus. Gene Ontology annotation, biological process: protein homotetramerization; positive regulation of transcription by RNA polymerase II. Gene Ontology annotation, molecular function: cAMP response element binding protein binding.
UUCCAUUGAGAAGAAGAGGGGGGAAAAAUGGCGUCCUCUAACAAUCCUCGCAAAUUUAGCGAAAAAAUCGCUUUGCAUAAUCAGAAGCAGGCGGAGGAGACAGCCGCGUUCGAAGAAGUCAUGAAGGACUUAAACAUCACCAGAGCUGCCCGGCUGCAGUUACAGAAGACCCAGUAUUUGCAACUAGGGCAGAAUCGUGGACAGUACUAUGGAGGCUCACUGCCCAAUGUCAAUCAGAUUGGAAAUGGCAACAUUGACCUGCCUUUUCAGAAUUCGGUGUUGGAUACCAGCCGAACGACAAGGCACCACGGGCUGGUGGAGCGUGUUUACCGCGACCGAAACCGCAUCACAUCUCCUCACCGCAGGCCGCUGUCGGUCGAUAAACAUGGACGCCAAAUUGACAGCUGUCCUUACAGCUCCGUUUACCUCUCCCCACCACCAGACACUAGCUGGCGAAGGACAAAUUCAGACUCUGCCUUACACCAGAGCACUAUGAAUCCGAAGCCCCAGGAUGUGUUUGCAGGGGGAUCACAGGAGCUGCAGCCUAAACGAGUACUGCUGCUAACAGUGCCUGGGAUGGAGGAUUCCGACUCUAACGCUGACGAGGAUGCACAGAAACAGUUGUGGAAUGAUGAGAAGGAUGAUGCAUCAAAGCCCAACACAUGUGAUGUCCCUGGAAUCAAUAUAUUCCCAUCACCAGACCAGGAGUUGAACCCAUCCGUGCUCCCAGCUGCACACAACACUGGCGGUUCAUUGCCUGAUCUGACCAACAUUCAGUUCCCGCCUCCACUGUCCACACCACUGGACCCCGAGGACACCGUGGCCUUUCCCUCGCUCAGCUCAUCCAACAGCACAGGCAGCCUGACCACCAACCUCACCCACCUGGGCAUCAGCGCAGCCAGCCACGGGAUUCCCACCUCAUCCCAAUCUACCAUGACUGCGACAGGACAGCGCCGGCAACCUCCUGUGGUGCCCCUCACCCUCUCCUCUGACCUCCACCUCCAACAGUCAACGCAGCAGUUCUCACCCACCUUGUCCUCACCUGUUAACAUCACUCAGGCCAUACCAACAGAGUCGAUGACCUUGGAGCAGCAACUUUCCCAAUAUCCACUCUUCAGUCAGUUGACGGCUCAGGCUCAGGCUCAGCUGCUCAGCGACCUGCAGAAGCAGCAGCAGGCCUUGUCGCAGGGCAUCCAGCUCAUCACUUUCCCACCUCCAGCCUCCACUGCUACAUCCACUGCCACUGCCAGCAGCUCCUCCCCAGACAGCCAGAGCCAGACAACCGCCAGCAUCGGUGUCAGUUCGUACCGCAAUCAGACUGGCUCACCAGCCACUCAAUCUCCAACCUCCCCAGUCUCCAAUCAAGGCUUCUCCCCCGGCGGCUCGCCUCAACACAUCCCAGUGGUGGGCAGUAUAUUUGGCGACUCCUUCUAUGAUCAGCAGUUGUCAUCGAGGCAGACCAAUGCACUUUCUCACCAGCUAGAGCAGUUCAACAUGAUCGAGACCCCCAUCAGCUCCACCAGCCUUUAUAACCAGUGCUCCACCCUCAACUAUACACAGGCGGCCAUGAUGGGCCUCACUGGGAGCAGCCUACAGGACUCUCAGCAGCUCGGCUACAGUAGCCACAGCAACAUCCCCAACAUCAUCCUAACAGUCACAGGUGAGUCACCGCCGAGCCUCUCCAAAGAGCUGACCAACUCUCUGGCCGGUGUCGGCGACGUCAGCUUUGACGCAGACUCUCAGUUUCCCCUGGACGAGCUGAAGAUUGACCCGCUCACCCUCGACGGACUGCACAUGCUCAAUGACCCCGAUAUGGUGCUCGCCGACCCCGCCACCGAGGACACGUUCAGGAUGGACAGGCUGUAACAUGUGAGGCUCAAUGUGGCCAAGAAGGAGAAGAAGACGAAGACGAAGAAAGAAACCCACACACUAACUUGUGAACGGAGAGAAGCAAAGGGCGGGAAGAACCCUCUCCCUUGUUGCAUGGCUGUCCAGCUGUCUGACCUCGCCCUCGUCUCCGUGAAGCUCUCUGAAAUGACGCACCACCAACAGACAGCAGGGAAUAAGACGUCCAGUGGCUUGCUGGGGAAUGGCCUCGCUGUCAAUUUGAAUGAGAUUGGUCGCUCAGUGCUUUCGCUAGCCUGCUGUGUUUACAGUGUACCAUUACAUGCCACAUAUAUUCCAAAACAAAAAAGAAGAAGAAAAUGCACAUUUGACAAUGUAUUUUUUUUCCUUUUCAUAUCCACGUUUUGUUUUUGUUUUUAUAUUUGCUGGUAGCAGGGAGCUGCUAGGACAUUGGGCUAAACCGUUUGGCAAUCUGAUGAAUUGGUUUUUCCCUUUAUGCUGUAACAGCUUUCUAUUUCACACUCAAAGCUUUAUUUUUGACAACCAAAAGUUAUUUUCAUCAUGUACUGUAUGUUUUGAUGCUUUAUGUUCUAUUUAUUUUAUUUAUUUAUUUAUUUCGGUUUAAGAUUGAUUUUAUAUUCUAUUUACUAAUUUAAAUUUGAUGCCAAAAUGCUCUCUGUAAGCAUAGUGUAAAUUUGCACUCAUGUGGUUUGUGUCUAUUUAUUAAGUACCAACAUAUUUCUAAAUGUGUUUGUUAAGCUACUUGGUUAAUGAAGGAGUGCAAAAUCUCCCCAUAGUUGCUCUUUGGUGUUCGAUGUGCCAUUCUCUGAUGUAGAGACGCGGUAGACGUUGUCAUGCUGUAGCCCGGCGGUCAAAUCCAAGCGUCGUCGUUUCCAGUGAUGAUGGGUCGGUUGUAAUUACCUUAAAUUAACGUUUUUUCUCAGAAAAUAAUCAGGUAUUUCUAUUGAACUGGAAAGCAGGAGAGAAAAAAAAUUGAUUUAUUGCCAGUGAAGAGCCAAUACACAUUCAGACCGACGCAGUCUGUUUUUAAAAGUGAAAUCUCCAAAAGUCGUCACUGUGAAAUCACCUGAUUUUGCCUUACAUGAGUGUUCCUGCUGUUCCACUUAAGUGUCUGACGUGACAACGUAUUUUCGUACCUUAUUGUAACAUUUUCUUGUAUUUGAGAGGAACGUCACUUUUGAUCAGUGAUAUUUGUGAUUAUGUUGUGUAAGGUUUGACAAAUCGAUGUACUGUAUUUUGUAGCGGUACAAUUUAUACCCAAAUUGUUGAUGUUUUUUAAAGUGGGGCAAAAAAAAAGAAAAAGCAAACAAAAAAAAAGAAAAUCAAAGGAUGGUUUUUGAGUGAUUUGCAAGGUAUAGUGCAAUUAUGGGGAGGCUUUUUGCUCCUUGACAGGGAAGCUCUUACAAAAACGCUACUGACCUUUGCCACAGUGGUCAUCGACAACAACCGUACUACGAAACAGUGUGCAGUCACUUUAGUGGAGACCGCGUCACAGCCUUUAAAUGGUGUCCAUGCAAUUCAUUCUUCAGAGUUUAUGAUUAUAGGCAUAUUUUUAUCAGAGAUACAAAAUUUAACGGUGUACUGAAAGGCCAAAAAAGAUGUGUGUAUUUAUAUAUUUUAAAGUAUUUUAUGCAAUUUUAUUUCUAUUCAGUGUUAGUGACGACUAAGAGGUCACCGAGAGCCGCACACACGGAGAUUGUGUUGUGUGGAUUACUCCCGAGAUGAGUUACAGUAUUUCACCGAGAGCAGCUUUAAGUGAAAAGUGUUCACACACAUCACACUGGAACAUGUAUAUACUCUUAAUUGUGUGUGUGUGUGUGUAGAGAAAAACGUGUAGGAAAACAAACCACGUGAGAUUUGAAUCCGUCUCAGCCUUUUGUCAAGAGUUUCCCUGAGAGUCGUGUGCAGGUCUGUGGGAUCAUGUUUGGUAUAUUGUAAUGUUUGUGUACAGAUGUGCUCAUCAUUUGCUCAUCAUUGGGAUGAUGGGAAAAGGAAUCAUGUUCGGGUUGUACAUUAGGUUUAAGUUGAGAUGUUUGGUGUUUGCUGUGCUCUCUCUCCCCCCCUCUCUCCAUCCAUGGUUAUGAUUCCUAUGCAAAUGAGACAAAAACAUUUACCCUUCAAGGUAAAAGCUCCUGAUGUUUUGUUUGUUUUUGAUUUGGUUGUAUUAUUUGUUUCUUUGUUUAAAACAUUCCAGAAGUUAAGCUGGAUUUGUAGUUCACAAAUGGUGUAGUCAUGGAAACAAAGGUGCAGAUGGAGGUUUGAAAUUACCGUGGGGGAGAUUUAAUUAAUAUAUAAAGACGCCGUCCAAACAACGGUGCAGCGUUUUGUGAUCGUUUUCGUCUAAAUAUUGUGUAAGAAUAUGUCAAAUAUUGCCAGCAUGAUGAUGAUUAUGAAGAGAGAAGGAUUUCAAGGGCUCUGUAGACUUUCACAUAACAAUCGCACAGCUCUGUUUUCUCUUUCACCUGCUGGACAAAUUAGUAUUCUUAGAUUAAACUGCAUCUGUGCUGUAGAUUUUAAUGAAUUGAUGGCAGAGAAUAUGAGUUUAGCAGGUUUUGGAGGUUUGCAGUGGUGCUAUGACAAUCAAGUAAAUUCAUUUCUACACCUGAAAAAGCAUAACUCCAGCUUUCUUUUGAAAUGAGCUUUAUUUUCUUUUUACGUUUCCACACUGUUUUUGUAAGUCACACACCCUGCUUUUCCUUUCUUUAAUGCACUGGCUGCAUCUCUGCCUCUUCAGCAGUGGAUUCCUUCUGUGUGAAGUUGCUGCUCAAGAAACAAAUGUGUUGAUCCCAAACUUCAAAUUGACUUUACCGUUACUGACCUUAAGCGUAACAAAGAGGCCCCGAGAUGCAGACACUUCAGCAGAAGCUGAUUUUCUUUUCUCAAACGUCAACGAGAAACAAGUGCGUCGAUGUUUCCAGAGGUUUUUGUUUUUGUUUUAUCAAAAGUAUUGUGUGUCAGCCAAUUGUCACCGUUGCUUUGCCAUUAAUGCCAGUGGGUUUGAGCCUUUCUGUCAUCCUGACCUUGUACAUAAUAUGCUAUAGCUGAAACAAAAUGCAUGACUUUACCGACGGUCCAAACCUCUCUCAAUGAAGGUCUACUUUUGCUCUGCAGGGUUGAUUUGUGUAACACGUAGCUUACGUUCAAAGGGAUGCAUGUAUGGGUCUGUUUUGUGCGACACUGAAGUCCUGACUCUGUUACCUCCAUCUCUGUAUUACGGUAACUCCAUAAAUGAUAAAAGAAUGUAUUUUUAUGUGGCAGUGUCUUGCCUGUUGCCAAAUGACCCUGAGCUUUUGGUUUCCGGGCUUCUCUCUCUCUCACACUCUGCACCUCAGUUGAGUCUUUCUCACUGUUGCUCGUUCUUACGCUUUCUCUUCCUGCACCGGGGCAUCUCGCGGGCGCACGAGUCGGCCCAGCCCCUCAUUCUCUGCACCACCUGGUUUGCUUUGGCUCGAAAAUGGAAGCAGGUUACGUCUUGUGUCGAUUGCAGAUUAGCACGGGCACUGGUUGUUUGCAUAUAUGGACUUUAAAUAAUCUGUCAACUGCAUGACAUGAUAGACACAUCACAUGAAGCAGAUCCUUAUCCCUUUGCUGAGGUGACAUGUGUUUUCAGACAUCAGAUUUGGUUGUUUUAUGUCGUUUGCCUGUCAUGUCAGUGUAUUUCUGUUUUUUUCUGUCUGUUUUUGUGCAAAGGGUUGUCCACUCGUCGCUUGGCACUUUAUUUGUGGCUUCCUGGCUUUUGAGCAGGGACUGUUCUGCCCGAUGUGAAUGCUGACUCUUUCAUUACAGAUGUAUAGACCGGAUAUAUUUUAAUGUCAAUGAAAAGAUGAAUUCUCUAUUUUCCUUUGUAAACUC